CAACGACCUCUAGUGAGAAUAUACUAUUUACGAUAUCAUACACGAAAUAAAGAUAGUCGAUAAUAUUUCUUAUUGACGAUCAGCUGUUUUGAAAACGAACAAACAAAUAUUACAUUAAGAAGAAAACUUAAUCGAGUUUUGUAUUGAUAGAUAUUCAAUAUUUUAUAAAUAAAAUGACAACGGCCGCAAGACCUACGUUCGAACCUGCUAGAGGAGGACAAGGACGCGGUGAAAAAGAUUUAAGUGCAAUAUCAAAACAAUACAGCAGCAGAGAUUUACCAUCACACACGAAAUUAAAAUACCGAGAACAUGGACAAGGAACUAUAGAGGAAUUGCGAAAUCGGGAUUUUCGUAAAGAAUUAGAAGAACGUGAACGUGAAAGAGAAAAGGAGAAAAGUUCUAACCGUCGUAUGAUAGAACCACCUCGAGAAACUUCUACAACGAGUGCUAAAAGACAGAAAAUUGACCAAGUACCUACAGCAAGUUUAGAUGCAGAUGAUCCUCUUGACGAUGAUGAUUCAGAGUCGGAAAGCGAUGAAGAUGAUACUGCUGCUUUAUUAGCAGAAUUACAACGUAUUAAAAAAGAAAGGGCUGCGGAACAAGCUAAAAAGGAAAUGGAGAAACGACAGGAGGAGGAAAGAAUAAGAAUGGAAAAUAUUCUUUCUGGAAAUCCUUUACUAAGUUAUUCUUCCCAGAGUGGAAGAACAGAUAUGAAAGUCAGACGAAGAUGGGACGAUGACGUUGUAUUCAAAAAUUGUGCUCGUUCCGAACCAAAAAAGAAACAUGAUGUAUUCAUAAACGAUUCAUUAAGAAGUGAAUUUCAUCGUAAAUUUAUGGAAAAAUAUGUUAAGUGAAUGAACUAUAUAAAAAGUACAUUAUUUGUUUGUAUAUAGUUUUAAGUUAAUAUUACCGUAUGUUAAUAUGUAAGUAUCUCAUGUUAUGCUUACAAAUAGUAUAAGAAAUUAUUCUUAAAACUUUAAAAAUGGAUUACGGAUGGCUACAACUUCAUAAGCAUGUUAUUAAAUUACAUAUUAUUAUAUCCAAUUCUGUGUACACACGUAUAUACGUAUAUGCGUGUUGAUUAACGACACGUUACACACACACAAAAUUUACUAAAUUAAAAUACGAACAAUUAAUAGCCAUCGUACAAUUUGAAUCUAAAAAUAGAAGGCGUCAUCAAAAUUUGCGAUAUUUUAUUUCAUUGAACAAGAUCCAGAAAAUUUUAUUGCCCGCAAUUUUUCUUUUAUGCACGCGUUCGUUUACGUACUCUCGAUCUAUCUCGAGGAGGUCCACUCUAACAAUUUCGCAAAGAAAUCGUUAAAUACUUCAUAUGUAAAAAUAAGCGUAUAAAUAAUUGGAGUGAGAGAGUAGAGGGAGAGGAGCAGGGUGAGCUAGAGUGGGGUAAGGUGAAUCAAGGUAGAAUGUAUUGGUCUGACAGAGAUGGUUGAUUGUGUGAGGGGGGAAAAGGAAGAGAGAGAGAGAAAGAGAGAAAGAG
Apis mellifera (honey bee) is the source of this 1495-nucleotide messenger RNA. RefSeq names its product spliceosome-associated protein CWC15 homolog (gene c12.1). Gene Ontology annotation, biological process: mRNA cis splicing, via spliceosome. The coding region runs from base 174 to 854 and encodes 226 amino acids. The transcript is spliced from 3 exons. NCBI's taxonomy places the organism in Eukaryota, Metazoa, Arthropoda, Insecta, Hymenoptera, Apidae. Gene Ontology annotation, cellular component: catalytic step 2 spliceosome. The record is from RefSeq and is a predicted model, not a curated record. Gene Ontology annotation, molecular function: RNA binding.